Messenger RNA from Salvia miltiorrhiza (redroot sage), 2544 nucleotides. Its product is annotated as probable ubiquitin-like-specific protease 2B. Gene Ontology annotation, molecular function: cysteine-type peptidase activity. The coding region runs from base 130 to 2403 and encodes 757 amino acids. Gene Ontology annotation, biological process: proteolysis. The record is from RefSeq and is a predicted model, not a curated record. The transcript is spliced from 15 exons. Lineage: Eukaryota; Viridiplantae; Streptophyta; Magnoliopsida; Lamiales; Lamiaceae.
AACCUUUGGGGUUGCAAGGAAGCUACUAUUUCUAUAUACCUAAAAUUUGAAUUUUUUUUUUCCCACUGAAACGCACUCAAAUUUUCUCUUGGCAAACCGUUCAACUUCCCGGGAUAAAUUUCCCAAUCUAUGCCAUUUCCGAUCACUAUGGGGAAGAGAAGAAACGCCGGUAAAAAAUCUGACGGUGGCGCCGCCAGCAGCAUCAACGACGGUGGUGGCCGGAGCAGCAACAACAUUUUCUCAGUCUUUGAAUUUACUUCUGAUGAUUUGCUGGCGGAGGACAAAUCAGCCAAAAUAUGUACCAAAUUCGGAGCUAAAAGCCCUAGCAGCAAACCCGUACGCCGUCGUAAAUCCGUUGAUAAAUACGAUUUCCUUAAGUGCUUUGCACAAGGAACCAAAAGUAAACAAAAAGAUUUUGGGAAUGAUGAGUUGGAAGCUGCUGCUACUGUGUCUCAAGAUAAAACUUUUGGGACGGAUGUUGAAAUGUCACUUGGUUCCUUAGACUAUGAAUCGGUGUCUCUUUCUUCCCUAGAGUGUCAAAGUUCUGAAUGUACUUAUGGGGUAAAAUCCGGCCUAGGAAGAUGGAGGAAACCAGGAUGUCAUACAGCUGGCAAGAAGCAUACCCAAGUAUGGUAUCUAGACACUGAUGAUGAUGAAAGACUGGAAUUGGGUUCACUAGGUUCUUCUAUUAAGAUGGGAGAAAAUGAAGGUUCACUGAAGGGGCAAUCAUCAGAAAAUGGUGCCAACAGUAAUGAUUGUGAAGCAGUGGUGGUUGUUACUCCCUAUUAUGUUAAACAUGAGAAAAAUUAUUUUGGAAGAUGUUUCUUGACCUUUUCUCGUAGAUGCAUCAGAUUGGAAGGUUCACCAGUUUGUGAUAGAAAAAGUACUCUUUGUGUUGAAUGGCCAACCUCCGAUAUUUUAAAUAUUGAGCAUCAGCAAUGCGAAACUGAUAAAGCUGAAGUCAUCAACAUACACUUAAGAUACAAGGAAGCAAAUGCUGAUGAAACUGGCAAUUCAACUUUAGGUAGUGUGGAACUGGAGUUUGUCAUUCUCGAUGAUCCUCAGUGGUCUGAGAAACAAGAAGAAAUAAAAUCAUUGGAUUUGAAAUAUGAAACUUCUUGGAAAACCAGUGUAAUUGAGUGUUACCUUGAAGAGUCUUUUGAAGAAGUUGUGUACCCAGACGGGGAUCCUUACGCAGUCAUCAUAAGUAGAAGGGACAUUGAGCUAUUACAGCCUAGGACUUUCAUCAAUGAUACCAUCAUUGACUUCUAUAUUAGAUAUCUUCUAAAUAAAAUCAAAGUGGAGGAGCAGCACAGGUUCCACUUCUUCAACACAUUUUUCUUUCAGAAGCUUGUUCCUAUGGGACAAGAGUUAUCUAGAGGCUGUGGAGGAAGAGAUGCCUUUCAAAGUGUUCGUAAAUGGACAAGAAGUGUGAACCUUUUUGAAAAAGAUUACAUAUUCAUACCUGUAAACUUCAGCCUGCAUUGGAGUUUGAUUAUUAUCUGCCAUCCUGGAGAAGUGGCUAAUUUUGAAAGCAAAAAUGCGGAUCAGUCAUCUAAAGUACCUUGCAUUCUACACAUGGACUCGAUCAGAGGAAGCCACAGAGUGUUCGAGGGAGUUCUACACAUGGACAAACUAAUUAGAAGUUACUUGUGGGAAGAAUGGAAAGAGCGAGGGAAUGAACAGGACGAGGAAAUUGCAGUAAAGUUUUUGCAUUUAAACUUUGUUUCACUUCAGCUACCACAGCAGGAAAACUGGUUCGAUUGUGGCCUUUUCUUGCUUCACUAUGCAGAACUUUUCCUUGAGCUGGUUUCAAACUGCAGCACAGCUAAAUAUAUUGAAUUUCUUAAUGAGCAUUGGUUCCUUCCUGCUGAGGUUUCACUGAAAAAACGCUAUCAUAUUAGAAAACUGAUCCAUAAAUUAAUCCAAGAUAAUGCACAGAAGGAUCCUGCAGCUGCGAGAUCUGUACUAAAAAAUGGUGGGAGAGACGUGUGUCGUGGUAUCAAUUUGAACUCGGCAGAUGACUUGGAUAUUGCGGGGCUGCAGUGUUUUUCACCCAUUUUGGAGCAAAGAAACAUUGAAAAGUCGGCUCCCAAAGAAUGCUAUCAACCUCGUAAUCUGCAGGAAGCAUUCGCGGAGCAAACAACCGUUCUACCAAGAGACGUAGGAAGUAGUUUUGAAACGGAUGAGGUGAUGCCUCCACGUUGUCAGCUCAAUCGUUUCCUGGCCACAAAAACUUGUUCGAACGAGUCUGUAGGUGCAGUAGCUGUUGUACAGGAUACCGAGAGUGGAGACGAGACAUCUUCAAUGACGAGCAAGGAUCUUGCAGCUCGUGUGGUCGAGGAUUCCGAAGACGAAAUUGAGAUGGUAAGCAUCCGAAGGAGACAUGUUAUCCCAAACUGAAAGCAAGCAGAUGCUUUUGUUUUUUUGGAGAGGGAAUGUAAAUAUGUACAGGACAUGCAUUUAAAUAUGCUGGAGAUUUUGAAUUUCGUCGCAGUAAUAAACAUCGUUAAUAGGCAUUUACUUUUCAUGAUUGAUAAGAUA